AUGGUUGGCGGGACGACUCUGGAGGACACUCCGACAUGGAUCGUCGCAUCGGUGUGCUCCGUCAUCGUCCUCAUCUCCAUCAUCUUCGAGCGCUCCCUGCAUUAUCUCGGCAAGGCGCUGGUUCACCGGAGGGAGACGCUGUACGAGGCGUUGCUCAAGCUCAAAGAAGAACUGAUGCUGCUGGGGUUCAUCUCGCUGAUGCUCGUGGUGUCGCAAGACCUGAUACAGAAGAUCUGCAUCGACGAGAGCCUCAUGGGGCACUGGUUGCCCUGCGUCCCGGGCGCCAGCUCCACGACGGCGCAUUACGGCGUCUCUGCCUCCUCCUCCGCCUCCGGCGUGAGCGUGGGCGCGAGGAGGCUGCUCAAGGGAGAGCGUGCAGCAGCAACGGGUUACUGCUCGAGCAAACAGGGAAAAGUGCCGUUGCUCUCGCUGCACGCCCUGGAACAGAUACAUAUCUUCAUCUUCGUCCUAGCUGUCACGCAUGUCGCUCUCAGCGCCUUCACCGUGCUCCUGGGGCUUCUACAGAUGCGGAAAUGGAAGCAGUGGGAGAAGAGUAUCAAGUCCGACGGCGACUGUGCUGCAGGUCCUGAGAUGAUGAUGAAGAUGCAGCAGCGCAAGUUCAUCCAGGACCGGUACAAGGGGUACGGCAAAGCCACCAUGAUCCUACUGUGGAUGCGUUCUUUCUUCAAGCAGUUCUACGGAUCGGUAACCAAGGACGAUUACAUCGCGAUGAGGCUUGGUUUCCUGAUGGAGCACUUCAGGGGGAACCGAGACUACAAUUUCUACGACUACAUGAUCAAGGCCCUCGAGAAGGAUUACAAGAGAGUCGUUGGGAUAAAAUGGUACUAUUGGAUAUUUGUAAUGUUCUUCCUGCUAAUUAACGUCACCGGGUGGCACUCAUACUUCUGGAUCUCACUUGUCCCGUUGACUCUGCUGCUUGUAAUCGGGACGAAGCUGGAGCACAUCAUAACCCGGAUGGCGUACCAGGUGAACCUGAAGCGCGCGGCCGUGGAGGCCGGGGCCAUCGCCGUCGACCCGUCGGACGACCUCUUCUGGUUCCGCAGUCCCCGGACGCUGCUCAUCCUCAUCCACUUCAUCCUCUUCCAGAACGCCUACGAGUUCGCCUACUUGUUCUGGACGCUAGCCAUGUUCGGCUUCAACUCCUGCAUCAUGGACAGGUUCGGAUACAGCGUGUCAAGAAUCACCAUAUGCGUGGUCGUCCAGGUCCUGUGCAGCUACAGCACGCUCCCCCUCUACGCCAUCGUCUCUCAUAUGGGGAGCUCGUUCAAGAGCGCCGUAUUCGCGGACGACGUUGUAGAGCAUCUCAGGGCCUGGGCCAGCGACGCUCGGGAGCGCGCACGAGGAACCGACGGCGCUGGCUGCCUGGGCGCGGGCGCGGCGGCGACAGGGUCGAGUAGGGAAGGGGUCCGAUCGCAGGACAAGGCAGAGGAGCCAGCUCCUCAACUUUCAUCAUAG
Triticum turgidum subsp. durum (durum wheat) is the source of this 1476-nucleotide messenger RNA. NCBI's taxonomy places the organism in Eukaryota, Viridiplantae, Streptophyta, Magnoliopsida, Poales, Poaceae. The record is from the annotation of a GenBank genome assembly.